AUGGCAACAUUAUUUUAAUGUGAUGGUGCGAAUUGCAUUGAAGCAUUUCUAGAAGUGGCCAUAUCGACUACAGCUUCAAUCAUGGCUAUUAAUGGAUUCCGAAUUAUAUUUAGAGAUCGCAAUAAAUUGUUAUCUAAAUUGAACAAAAUUAUUUAUGGCAUCUCUAUGAGUUAAUUAAUAUUGCUUAGUGCCUAUUUUAUAUUUUGGGGAUCUGAUUUUGUAAUUUCAACUAUUAGAUGUCUAAGAAUUUUGAAUGAAAUUUUAUUAUGUACUUUGCUUGCAGAAAUCGGAUUUGAAAAAGAUUUUUUAGAUAAAUUAGAAGUCUUUUUAAAGAUCAUAAGUGGCUUUGUGUUUAUAGAAUGGUUUUGGACUGCAAUAAUAUCAAAUGAAGCAUAUGAUUAUUAUUGCUUAAAAAUGGAUUUGGUUUAUUUAUCUGGAACUACAGUAAUUUUAACUUUAUUUGCAUGUGGUUUUGGAUUUUAAGCGCUGGAUUAACUAUAAAUAUCAAAACAAGAAUUAAAGCCUACCGAUUAAAAUAAAAUGGAGGAACAAGCUUUAGAAAUUAAAAUCUUUUUGGGCUGCGAUUUGCUAUCUGGUCUAAUUUAAUUUGGAUGGGAUUAUUGGGCAAACAUGAGUGCCUAUACUCUUGAUGAUUGUAAAUCAUAUUAUGAGGCAUCAUCUAUUAUUAGUAUAUUUGUAAUGUUUAUCAUGAAAGUGUUAACGCUAAUGAUAUCUCCAAUGGCUAUUUAUUACAUCCUUUAUUAUAAACAAAGGCUAUAAUUCAAUUAUAGGGCCGCUAAUGUUUUAGAUAUUAAUGUCUUGAUAGAUCGAAGAAGUGAAUUAGUUGUUGAAUUAACAAAUGCUUGA
Paramecium tetraurelia is the source of this 867-nucleotide messenger RNA. RefSeq lists its product as uncharacterized. NCBI's taxonomy places the organism in Eukaryota, Ciliophora, Oligohymenophorea, Peniculida, Parameciidae. The record is from RefSeq and is a predicted model, not a curated record. The transcript has 4 exons.